Molecule: messenger RNA, 843 nt
Organism: Nakaseomyces glabratus
Lineage: Eukaryota; Fungi; Ascomycota; Saccharomycetes; Saccharomycetales; Saccharomycetaceae
Gene: STS1
Product: Sts1p
Biological process (GO): proteasome localization; nuclear protein quality control by the ubiquitin-proteasome system
Cellular component (GO): nucleus; nuclear membrane
Molecular function (GO): proteasome binding
Source: RefSeq, a predicted model, not a curated record
AUGAGUGGACAGAUGUUCUGGGGCAAGAAAGAGGAUGGCAAGAGGAAAAGGAGUUUCCAGGAGUCCUACGAGACGCCCAAGGUGCAGAAGUGUGUGCGGAAGAGGAGACCUGCGUUGAAUGUGCAAGGGCAGCCAUUGCCACCGCAGAGGAGUUUGGAGAUGAUGAGCAAGGACCAGCUUAUGUCUGUUCUGAUGGAGGUUAUGAGACAGCACCCUGAAGUUGGAAGUACUUUCCAGGCUAAAGUGAGCAGUUACCAGUUUGCGUCUGAGAAAUACCAACAGUUGUUGAAGGGCAAAGUUGAACAGUUGUACAGCAAUAUCCCUUACAACAGAUCUUACGAUAACACAAAUCUGGACGAUUACGCAUUUGUGCGAAUGAAACCGUACAUUACGGAGUUGCUUAAUUGCUUGGUUGAUUGCGCUCUGGAUAAUCUUCCCCCAAGGAAGUCAGAUCUACAUGAAUCCCUAAAAUUCCUAGAGUCAUGCACACAACUGGUAUUGGACCUACCGCGGUUUGAGUCCGGAAGCAAUAAUUAUUACUAUGAUAAAUGUCUGGAACAAAUAUCACACUUAUGGUGCAGCCUCAUUGAGCAAAUUUCAAAGGACAUACAUAUGGUGAUGAACACAAAUAUGGAAGAGUGGAUAACUAAACUAAAUGCUUACAACGAAAGGUCUAAUGGAUUAUUGACAUCGGCUGUGACGCUAUUCAAAUCGUUGGCCUCAGAUGGGGACUUGCUUGGAGACCAACAAAAUGAAAUGGAAAGCCCCGCAUAUGUGGCAGGUCCAGGUUUACUGCUAGAAUCAAACCCUAGUUAUCUGAUGCAUAACAAAUACUCUAUGUGA